Messenger RNA from Pyrus x bretschneideri (Chinese white pear), 1657 nucleotides. RefSeq names its product D-glycerate 3-kinase, chloroplastic. The coding region runs from base 89 to 1447 and encodes 452 amino acids. Lineage: Eukaryota; Viridiplantae; Streptophyta; Magnoliopsida; Rosales; Rosaceae. The record is from RefSeq and is a predicted model, not a curated record. Gene Ontology annotation, cellular component: cytoplasm. Gene Ontology annotation, biological process: photorespiration. The transcript is spliced from 12 exons.
ACAUAACCACUGGUUUCUGGUUAGAAAACAUAAUCAACAGAGAAAGGGAGAGGAGGAGGGAGGGAGAGAGAGAGAGAGAGAGAGCGCGAUGAAGAUGGCAGCUGUGAACAUCUUAUCUCAGCCAUGGCCGCCCACAACAUCUCUCUAUGCUUCCAAUUCCAAUAAUAAUUCUUUUUAUAUUUUAAAUAAUUAUAAUAAUAAUAAGUCCAAUGCUAAUAAUAGUAAAUUACAUUCUUAUCGCCACUCAGCUGUCUCCUCACUCAAUGGACCAAACCCACCAUCCAAGGUCUCUCCAAUGCCCUCCCAAUUCUCCAAGUCUGGCAGUGGAUGUUCCUGGAUGCAAGACAACACCAUGCGUCACAACAAUUCUGCCAGCAGUGAUUGUGGGGAGGGUCCAUUGUAUUCUGUGUUUCCUACGGAGCCUGCAGCAGUUUCUUCUGUGCAGGACCUUUUUAAAUUUAUAUGCUCAGGUCCUUUGAUAGACAAAUUGGGUCUGACCCCAGAAGCAGUGGCGGAGUCCAUUGACAAGUGGUUGGCAUAUGGGUUGCACCUGUGCCGGCUGUUUCAGCUCAAUGAAUUGUAUCUGAACGAGCCUCAGAAAGUUAGGUUGUAUCACUACUAUAUUCCGGUAUUUUUUUGGUGUGAGGAUCAGAUAUCUCAGCACAGAUCUUUGUACAAAGAUGGAGAUGACAUUCCACCCCUAGUGAUUGGUUUCAGUGCACCACAAGGUUGUGGAAAGACUACACUUGUCUUUGCUCUUGGUUAUCUUUUCAAAGUCACGGGCAGGAAGUCUGCCUCAAUAUCCAUUGAUGACUUUUAUUUGACGGCAGAGGGUCAGGCUAAACUAAGAGAAGAAAAUCCAGGAAAUGCACUUUUAGAGUUACGUGGAAAUGCAGGCAGUCACGAUCUUCCAUUCUCUGUUGAAACACUGUCUGCUCUAACUAAAUUAAGUAAAGAAGGUAUGAAGAUGAAGCUACCCCGAUAUGAUAAGUCUGCUUACAGUGGAAAAGGCGACAGGGCUGAUCCUUCAACAUGGCCAGAGGUUGAAGGGCCACUUACAGUUGUUCUCUUUGAAGGUUGGAUGCUUGGUUUCAAACCCCUUCCCAUGGAAGUUGUCAAAGCAGUUGAUUCACAGCUAGAGACGGUAAAUAAAAAUCUUGAAGUGUAUUAUGAUGCGUGGUACAAGUUCAUUAAAGCAUGGAUAAUUAUCAAGAUCAAGGACCCGAGCUGUGUCUACCAAUGGCGUUUGCAGGCUGAGAUUGCCAUGAGAGAGGCAGGGAAUCCGGGAAUGUCCGAUGAUGAGGUAAAAGACUUUGUUUCGCGAUACUUGCCAGCAUACAAUGCCUACCUUCCCACCCUUUACUCUGAAGGACCAGAAGGGUCGGACCCAAAGCACCUCAUCGUCGUGGAAAUCGAUGAGGGAAGGAACCCUAUCCUUGGUAACUAGGUGAAAUAGUUUGAGAGAUGAGAUCCAUUGAAUCCCAAUUUUGAUUUAUUGGAGAUGUCAUUUGGUAGGGGUGGCUGGUCUUACAGAAGCAUCAUGUAAUGAAAAACAUUUCAAUGUAAAGAAAUAUUGUGCAAUUACAAUUCCCGCCAGUAUCCAUUUGGCAAAUUGGUAAUAAAACUUGUGAAGGAUUCGCUGCUUGGUUGUUCAAAA